GGGAGCUCCACCGAAGACCCUAGCGGCUCCGUAGCCAUUUUGGCUCAAGCCGCCCCCUUUGCUCGCUCUCGUUUUGGGCCCCGCGGAAGGCCGCAGAGUCGCGCGCGCUUGGGACAUGGCUGCGGGCGACUGACAAGCUGCCCAUGUGGCGGCCGAGCAGCCACGGCUGGCAGGUGCUGCCGCUUCUCUCUGGCCCUCGCGCCGUGCUCGCCAGGCGGCGGCGCGCGGCGCCGCCCAGGGGAAGCUGUCUGCCGCCCUCGUGCGCGUGCUGGAGCUCGAGUCCAGGGUCGCGGACCUCGAGGCGGAGCUCGCGAGCACGCGGGAGGUGCACGAGGCGGCGGUCCAGCAGGUUGUGGCCCUGGCGGGCGCUGGCGCGGCUGGGGACGCGGACAACGUGCUGGCCGAGGAGCUGGUCGGUCGGCUCGCCCUCGAAACGCCGCUUCUCGCAGCGGGCCUGGCCGCGGAGCAGGGGAGCGUGGCUUUCCCGUGUUUGCCGAUGCUGGGCAAGCAGAGGUGCAACGCGGCGGCUCACGUUUUCGAUCGUGCCGUGGCGGUGAUCGAGAAGGUGGGCAUGGCGGAGCUCAACGCCAUGCAGCGCGGUUCUGGGCGCCGCCUUCGUUCGUCAGUGAGGCGGGGCCGUGGUGGAGGUCGGCUACCUCAUGGUGCUGGCGCUAGCGAUGGCGCUCCUCUUCCUCCUCCCCGCCCCGCAGGCGCUGCUCUGCAACCUGGAGGGCCCAGACGCUGCGUGCGCAGGCCGCCGUCGGCGACGGCGGCGCCCGCUCGCCGUAUGCCCUCCGCGCGCGCCGCGGCCGAUGCGGUGCCGCUGCGCUGGGCCCUGGCCGGCUGCCGUGGGCGCAGCCUGCAGCCUGGUACCGCCUUUGCGUUGUCCGAGCGCGUCCGCCGCGCUCCCGGGCCGAGGCCCGAUCUUCUGGCGUCAGGCGCGCGUUGGUGGAAGUGGGGCGGCGGGGGCGGCGACGAUGGCGAUGCUCACCUUCUCGCGCCUCCUGCUGGCGUGUAUUCCCACCCUGACGACACGCUGGGCUUCAACUUUCCCUCGGGGGUCGUCGGCGACGUCGGCGACGGCCUUGGCGGGCUCUCCGGCGCCGAGGUGGCUGAUGAUGGAGACCGGUUGGGCGCUGGGGUCUGCGGCGCCGCCUGCGCGGCCACCCUGCCCAUGCAUGCGUGUGCGAGCCUCGUGGACGAGUACCUUCUGGCCCAUCCUGCUGCGCUCUUCAACGGGGGUGCCGUAGGGCCAAAGGAUGGCAAGAGGGAGCUCGGGCACCGGGACUCCUUGGGCAGCGACGCCCACGUCGACGCGGAGGAGACCACGAUGCUGGACGACGGCGGCCCUGAAAUCCCACUGGCUGGAGGAGUCCCCUUCAGUGCGGUGGAGGCCGCUCUAAGAGGGGCCACGCGGUUGCGCGUGCUGCAGCAGCGUGUCCGCGGCGGCGUCGAUGCUCAUCCAGAUGUUGACAUUCUCUCUCACGCCCAGCUGCUGGGCGAAGUGGCAUUCGUCCUCGGCGUCGACAGUGCCCCCUUCUCCCAGUCGAGCAAGGCUACGCUCAGGAAUCUGCGCCGAAAGCUUUAUGCUCUUCGCCCGACGGGGGCCUUUUUGUACACGCAGUGAGGUGUGUUCCGUUUGCACCGUCUUAUAGUUUCUCUUCUCACGAUCUGUUUCUGUUCAUUAUCUCGCGCACGUGUUUUCGAGGGAGUGGCUUCGGUGGUCUACCCUCGGCUUGAGGGUGGCACGGCCUGGUUGAUAGCGCGAGCAGUGUUGUCACAGGUGACGCCGCACACCUCCGCUCCCAGGGAAUGGCUUCGGUGGUUUACCCUCGGCUUGAGGGUGGCACGGCCUGGAGGAUGGCGCGGGCUGCGCAGUCCCAGGUGACGCCGCACACCUGCUCAGGAGUUCGUUUCGCUUUCCCCUCCCUGCGGAGGCGUGAGAGCCCGAUCAGCCAGCGCGAUGGGCUCCAGCUAGGGCUGGGAGCAGGGCCGUGCUCUGGCUGUAUUUUCUCCCUUCCUCGGUGGAGUCGGGCCGCUGCCUGUUUUGCAGGCCCGCGGUCGCUCAAGUGGAGUUGCCGCGCCGAGGUGGUCGAAUCAUCUCCCAGGGGCCGCUGCGUGCAGCCUUGAACCUGAGCUCGUGCCGCGCGGCCCUUGAUCACAGCUAAA
Prorocentrum cordatum is the source of this 2169-nucleotide messenger RNA. The record is from the annotation of a GenBank genome assembly. NCBI's taxonomy places the organism in Eukaryota, Dinophyceae, Prorocentrales, Prorocentraceae.